Molecule: messenger RNA, 312 nt
Organism: Funneliformis caledonium
Lineage: Eukaryota; Fungi; Glomeromycota; Glomeromycetes; Glomerales; Glomeraceae
Source: the annotation of a GenBank genome assembly
AUGGUUUUUUUAUAUGAUUUAAUACAAAAAUUAAAAGUCACUGAAGCAUUUUCUACUGUACUGGUUCGCAAUAGGAAUGGUCAUAGCUUAAGACCUAUUGAAAAGGAUAGUUAUAUGACUAUUGCUACUCAAAUGCCCUUCCAACUUCUUGAAGAGAAAUUGGAUACUGUAAUUGCUAGAUAUGAGUUAACAUCCUAUGGGGAUGUUUUGAAUUUAGUUGUAAAAUAUGAAAACGAAGAGUUAGAGAAUGCUACCAUCAUAUUAAUAAUUGAUGGCAUGCAAAAUAUGAUUGAAAGUUUAUUGGAUAACUGA